UGCCAUUCAGUACGAUUUAAGCCGCCAACCGAAUUGAAUCGUUCGAAACGACGUCACGCAGCAUACCUGUGAACGUUUACGAGUCGUUACAACGUCAUCCUAUAGUCGAACUGCUGCAUAUCACAGCCAAAAGUGCAAGCGCAAACCCUCCUCGUGCGAUAUUAUUUUGGAGUGCGAGAGUGUUCUUUUUUCACUGCUUUGAAAGACGAAUGUGAAAAACGAGGCAAGGAAGAAAAGGGUGCAAUCAAAUUUGUGCGCAUGUUCAACUGAUGAUAACGAGAAAAAAAAAAAAACAAAAACAAACACAAGCGAAAUAAAAACGCAAUCGAAUAAGUAAACGAAGUGAAACAAUAAUAGUCGCCCAUAAAAUACCAACAAAGCAAAAUAAACCCGAGAGAAUUUAUUUCCUUUUCAGCACGCACCCCGCACACCGCACACCGCAAAUUACACACGCAAGUGCUGCGGGCUUGUUUACAUUUUUCGGCUACUCAAGUGUAGAUUUCCUGUUUGUUUUUGUGCCGUAUCGGAAGUGAAUUAGAACGUAAAGAAUAGUAAAAUAGAUUGGGAUCAAAGUUGAAACCGGCUUCGAAAGUGGGAAAACGACUGUAGAAAUUUGAAAAUAAUUUGCUAUGCGCAAUUUUGGCGCAGUGUAGCUGGAACGAAAACAGACUUGCGGUUGUGAAAAUAAGAGUAAGAAAACACAAAUUAAAAAAAAAAUACUGACAGCGAGAAUUUUACAAGUAAAUUUUCGAAACGUUAACGGCAAUUAGCUAUAACGGUAUUGCGAAAUAUUUUAGACGGUUGUUGUUUUGACGGGUUGCGCCACUUUUAAAGAGUCAACAAUUUUCGUCAAGCAUCAUUUCGUUACUUUUUUUUUGUUUUUUCCGAAUUCACCCGAUGGUACGCGAAACGGCAGGUGCUUAGCAGUGACAAGUGAUUUGAUGUGUUGAAUGUGCGCAAUUGAAAGUGAUUUACCGAAAUUUGAAUUGUUAUUGCCAACUCAUUAACUGAUUAUUGGAAUUCGCUAUUGGAAAGGUGCACAAAAGUAGGAAAAGCAGUGCGCAAAUUAAAAGCUUAUACGAUUUGGUAAAGUGCGCAUAAAAAGAUUUUGAAAAUAGGAAACAAAUUGGAGUGAUUGAAGAAGUUUUCGACUUGAAUUGCUUUGUUUUUUGUUAUGUUUAAAACCAUUGCCACUUCCGAACAUUGACGACUGUACUCGAAAAUCACGAUGAAUACUGGCAGUGUUAUUAGUGAACCGAUUUCGGCGCAUCAUCGCGCAUUUGCCAAACAAAAGUCGGCAUCAAUGACCAUUCUAAACCCACGAUCAAACAGAUGCCAUCUACACAGCGAUCAUAAAAAUGUCGAUACGAAAAUGUCCGAUGCCGAAGCAAAUCUUAUCAAUAGCGCGCAAUCACAAUGCGCUACGACCGGACGACGCCGCAAGGUCUCCUCUUUGGCCGGCACACUCUCCGCGCGCUCAUGUCGCAGUGAAACGAAGGAACUGCGCUCGGCGUUGCAAGAUCGCGAAGCAGUCAUACAAAAUUUACGCAUACAACUAUGUUUGGGCAAGUUGCCACGCCCCACAGGACCACCACUCAACGAGAACGAGAAGCCGGCGGCCGAGCAAAAGUUGCAAAGGCUGAAAGCCGAAGCGGAGAAUAAGAAAAUCAAGAUCAAAAACUUGAAAACUGCGCUGGAGAAGCUCGAUAUAACAGAUAACAUUGACACGCGCAUACGUCAGGCCGAAUUGGAAUAUGCACUUGGACGCGAGGAGCUGCAAAUGCUAUCGAUUGUGGAGGAGGCGCGCGCACUGCAAGCGCGUUUGGAGAAGUCAAAACCUGAAUUGCAGACCAUUUACAACAUUCUGAACUCAGGCGACGUGCUCAGCUUGCAUGCCGUACACGCGACUACCGGCCGCUGGGCAGCACACACCAAGUCCGAUCAACCCGGUUUCUUUGUCGAAUGGGCGCUCGAUGGCGACGGUCUGUACAAAGGCGAUCGUAUACUCGAGGUUAAUGGCAAGAUGAUCGCCUGUCGCACCAAAGAAGAACUCCAAAAGAUUAUAGGUAAUUCAGGAAAAUGCCAAAUAGUGGUGCUGCGCAAGAAGUGUGCGCCAAUACCACAGAAAGUCAUAGAUCAAGAGAAGGAGAACAGCAUGCGACUGCAGCAUCGCAUUUCCUAUCUCGAGGAACAGGUGCGUGAGUUGCAGACUGCGAAGGAACAACAGCAGCAAUCGCAUCAGACACAACUCUUACCGCCGACACCUCAAGACAGACACACGACGGCCGCGCACAUAAAUAACAGCGCCAACAGUCAUGUGACCAGCAUCAGCAUCUCUUCGCCACCCUCCACGCCGCCCGACAACAAACCAUUGGUUUUCCAACGCGGCAACUACAUUACCACUUUAGUUGGUGGCAAGCCAAUUGAACUGCUCGGCGAGAAUACCGCUGCUGACCAAAAUGCAUUGAGUAAGAGCAACUCUGUGGCGCAUGUUACCAAAACGCUGAUCAAAGAGAAUACACAAAUCGAUUUGCACCCACCACGCACACCGCGCGUUUGCGCAACGCCCACCUAUCCCUCUAUGCCACCCAAAUCACUGUCCGCCUCAAAGAUCUCGAUCAACAGCGAUUCGGCGUACAUGCAACCCACGCACUAUCGACGCAGCGAAAAGGAGCGACUAGCGCGCGAACGUUACGAGCGUUCGGCGACUAAAACCAACGCGCUACAGCACCGCGCCAAUAUGCAUGCGCGCAGCGUAGAGCAUUUGAACCAUUACAACGGCAUGGAACGUCGACGCGACUGCUCGCUCGCGGCAGAUACGCAUGCGCGCAUGCUCGCUGAUAUGCGUAGCGUCAAAUCGCUGGACUUUGAUAGUGAAAAUGAGGUGAAGCCCAUCAGCGAUACGGUAUCGGAAGUGCGCUCUGUACGACCAACGCCACCAAAGAAGCCGCUACGUUUAUCGCUGCAACGCGCUCAGAGUCUGCAAACGGUUGAGUUGAUACCCAACUGCGAUACGACGGCAGAGAAGAAGCGGCCCAUGAAGCGCGCGCACAUCAACGAUAAGCCGUCGGGCGAGCGUGAGGGUGCGAUACUCAUUGAGAAUUGCAAGCCCUUACAAACGGCGUCGCUGGGCAGGCCGCGUGCGAACAUAUGAAAAUUGCUGAAUGUUCUCUUUAAGCGCAACGAAGAGACACAUUACUAGUAAAGGGGGUUGGGAGGCAGUGCAGUGGGCUGCACAUACAUACAUACAUGUGCGCGUAUGCAAUCAUACUUUAAGAUAAAAUUUAUUUAAUAAGCAAAAUAUUUAUACCAAAUUAAAGUGCAUCGGGCGGAUGUGUGAGGAAGAUUUUUGUUAGUUAGAAAAGUUAAUUGUGCACCAAAUAGUUAUUCAACUGCAUUAUAACGGUUAAAAGUUUUAAUUAUAGAGAUUAAGGCAUGCAAGUGUGUUUAAGUGGUUAACAUACCUAUGUAUGUAUGUAUGGAUAUAUGUGCAUAUAUUUAUUUGCUCCAUUUCUAUAGCUGUAUAAUUUUUAGCGAUAUGUUUUCAUGGUAAUUAAAUUAAAUUGUACAAACAAUGUUUUUAGCACAAUUCUGUAAUAAAAAAGAAAAAUAUUGUUCAUGUAAAUACACAGUUACAUAAAU
Anastrepha ludens (Mexican fruit fly) is the source of this 3642-nucleotide messenger RNA. RefSeq lists its product as uncharacterized. The transcript has 6 exons. The record is from RefSeq and is a predicted model, not a curated record. The coding region runs from base 1229 to 3154 and encodes 641 amino acids. NCBI's taxonomy places the organism in Eukaryota, Metazoa, Arthropoda, Insecta, Diptera, Tephritidae. Gene Ontology annotation, molecular function: protein binding.